Molecule: messenger RNA, 604 nt
Organism: Anolis carolinensis (green anole)
Lineage: Eukaryota; Metazoa; Chordata; Lepidosauria; Squamata; Anolidae
Gene: supt4h1
Product: SPT4 homolog, DSIF elongation factor subunit
Exons: 5
Coding region: 93-446 (117 amino acids)
Biological process (GO): transcription elongation-coupled chromatin remodeling; regulation of transcription elongation by RNA polymerase II
Cellular component (GO): DSIF complex; nucleus
Molecular function (GO): RNA polymerase II complex binding; zinc ion binding
Source: RefSeq, a predicted model, not a curated record
CGGCUAGACCGAAUGAGCGGAAGUGACGUACGCUGCUGUUCGUGAGUGUGUGUUUCCCCCCGUGUUUAUUUCCUCUUCCUUUCCUCUCAGUCAUGGCGUUGGAGACGGUGCCCAAGGACCUCCGGCAUCUGAGGGCCUGCUUGCUGUGCUCGCUCGUCAAGACCAUCGACCAGUUUGAGUUCGACGGCUGCGACAACUGCGACUCCUACCUGCAGAUGAAGGGCAACCGAGAGAUGGUUUAUGAUUGCACCAGUUCAUCCUUUGAUGGCAUCAUUGCGAUGAUGAGCCCCGAAGACAGCUGGGUCUCGAAGUGGCAGCGGAUCAGUAACUUCAAGCCCGGCGUGUACGCGGUGUCUGUGACGGGCCGUUUGCCCCAAGGCAUUGUUCGGGAGCUGAAGAGCCGCGGCGUGGCCUACAAGUCUCGGGACACGGCCAUCAAGACCUAGGGAGGUCUUCCCCUCUUUGUAGAGCCUGAAAAUGUAUAUUUUCCGGCCAACCUACAAAGCCCUGUGGACGUCGUCUCCAAAAGAAGAAAGGGAGGCAUUCCUGUACAUAUUUCUUUUUUAUUAAUAAAUUAAUGUGGUUGUGGAAUCAGAAAAGCGCA